AUCGGCUGAAUUGGUAAAAGGAUAUCACUGAAAGAAGCCAAAAAGCUUUCGUCUUUACUGUCUUCAUCUCACUCAUAUCUGUUUCAAAGCUAUUCUUCUCUUCAAUCGCUGACAUAGACUUACUCAGGUUCAACAGAUCUGUUAUCAAAUUUCCUCUCUCUGCUGUGAAAAGGGUGGCAAAAAUGGGGUCUAUCAAGUGUAAUUGGGCAGAUAACAGUGGGGGAAAGCUGCCUCUUUUGGUCAGCUUCUGGGGAAAUGAAGAUGGAGGAAGUCGACGGAGGGGUCUGAAAGUUAUGAGAGAAAAAAUUAAGAAUUCUUGGGUUGAAUUCAACGAUUUUGCUAGGAAAGCAUUGGAAAUGGGACGUUCUGAUCCCAGGAAAGUUAUAUUUGCGGUAAAAAUGGGGCUGGCAUUGUCACUUACGUCUUUGCUCAUAUUCUGGAAAGGAUCAUAUCAGGAUUUUGCUCAAUAUUCAAUCUGGGCAAUCCUCACGGUCAUAGUGAUGUUUGAAUUCAGCAUUGGAGCAACCUUCAUCAAAGGAUUUAAUCGUGGAUUGGGAACACUUUGUGCUGGGAUACUUGCUUUUUGCUUUGCUGAGUUAUCUGUGGUGGCCGGCAAGUUCGAGGAAGUUGUCAUUGUAAUAAGCAUUUUCUUAACAGGAUUCUGCGCAUCCUAUCUGAAGCUGUACCCGACAAUGAAGCCUUACGAAUAUGGAUUUCGAGUAUUCGUAUUGACAUAUUGUAUCCUUAUGGUAGCUGGUAACCGGACCAGGGAAUAUAGUCAGGCAGUUUUAACUCGGUUGGUGCUUAUAGCUGCUGGAGCUGGUGUUACUUUGGUCGUAAAUAUAUGUAUUUUCCCAAUUUGGGCUGGUGAAUCUCUGCAUAAAUUGGUGGUGAAAAAUUUUAAGGACCUUGCCACUUCUUUGGAAGGUUGCGUCAACGGGUACUUGCAAUGUGUGGAAUACGAGAGAAUUCCGUCGAAAAUUCUUACAUAUCAAGCUGCGGAUGAUCCGCUUUAUAAUUGUUAUCGGUCAGUGGUGCAGUCUACAAGCGAAGAAGAUACAUUGCUUGGUUUUGCGACUUGGGAACCUCCUCAUGGACCUUAUAGGCAUAAUUAUCCUUGGGAAAACUUUGUCAAAGUAAGCGGUGCAGUGAAGCACUGUGCUUUCACUGUUAUGGCACUGCAUGGUUGCAUCCUUUCGGAAAUACAGGCCCCUGCGGACCGAAGGCAUGUCUUUUCCAAUGAGCUUCAGAAGGUGGGGUCGGAAGGCGCGAAAGUGUUACGUGAGCUCGGAAGCAAAUUAGAGAAGAUGGAAAAACUGAGUCCAGGUGACAUACUUAAAAAUGUACACGAGGCAGCUGAGCAGCUGCAGCAAAAGAUAGACCAUAAGUCGUACGUUUUAGUGAAUUCUGAGGGCUGGGAAAUUGGGGGAAGGCCCAUGGAAUUAGAUUUAGAAGACCUGAUCAAUGCGGCUGAAGAUGAAAACAUGAAACUGGGAUCUAAAUCGUUGAGUGAAGCAGUGCUGGAGGUGAGGUCAGUCUCUGUUGGGACAGCUUUGUGUUAUGACGCCAAAAACACGUUAAGAACAUGGCCCUCAAAUGUUUCAGCUAAUGGGGGAUCAAUGGUUAAGGGGGACGAAUUCAAAACAUACGAAAGUGCUAGUGCUUUGUCCUUGGCCACAUUUACUUCACUUUUGAUUGAAUUUGUGGCCAGAUUAGGCAAUGUGGUCAGCUCUUUUGAAGAACUCAGUCUAAAAGCUAACUUCAAAGAUCCUCCCAUCAUCAACAUGCCCCCUGAACCUUGUAAAGGAAUCGCUACUUGAGUUGUUUAGGUAGUAAUUAUGUUUUUUUUUCUUUUAGCUGGAAAAGAUGCGAGUGUAUGAAGGAAGAAGCAUUAUAUUUUUUUUUAGAAUUCUUGAUUGAGGGUAUGAAACGAUAAUACCUUGUUUGGUUAAUAGUCUAAUAAUACGAGAAAAAAAAAACUUAUUUAUUAUA
Messenger RNA from Gossypium raimondii (Peruvian cotton), 1992 nucleotides. Its product is annotated as aluminum-activated malate transporter 9. The record is from RefSeq and is a predicted model, not a curated record. NCBI's taxonomy places the organism in Eukaryota, Viridiplantae, Streptophyta, Magnoliopsida, Malvales, Malvaceae. Gene Ontology annotation, biological process: malate transport. The transcript has 6 exons. The coding region runs from base 183 to 1820 and encodes 545 amino acids. Gene Ontology annotation, cellular component: plant-type vacuole membrane.